AGUGUCAGGCCAUUUUACUGGGUUAUGGGAAUUCCCCAUGUCUCACAGUGAAAUUGCUUCCCCCCAUUCACCAGUUUCCUUAAAAAGUGCCUCUCCGACACAAGCUGAAUGUGUGGUUCAGGGGACCAUGUCAAGUAAGUGAGAAACAGCGAUGGAAGGGAAAGGCCCGUACCGCAUCUAUGAUCCAGGUGGGAGUGAGGUCAAGGCCAGGGAGGAGGCCGGAGGGGGAAGUAGCUAUCGACAGCUACUGGAGGAAAACAGCAUACUGAGGGAGCGGAUGAAAGGACUUAAGAGUUUAGGUGAUUUGCUGGAAGAGUCUCAGUCAGAGGCAUCGAGGCUUCGGCAGCGAGUGGAGGAACUUGUGAGAGACAACGAGGCCCUCAAGUCCUCCAGCUUCGCAGCCAGUCUGUGUAUGGGAGGGCCCAUUCAGACGGAGACACAGGGUAAGCCCUGUUUACACCCCACUGCAGAGCAGAAGGAGGAGCAAACAAGCUAUAUAGGGAAGACCCUUCAGCCUGAGAAGCCCAAUGAGACCUCAUCAGAGUUUGAGGUCGUGAAUAUGGAUGGGAAGACUACGGAUGCCUUGACUACCGGGUCUGUGGCGGGAGUAAUCCCCCUCCUGCCUCAGGAGAACAUCGAGCUAGCGAGCCAGCUGAAGAGACUGGAGAGCUCCUUCAGCAUAUUCGCAGAGGAGUCCAACCCGAACCAGCUGUUAGCUCAUCUCGGCCGAAUGGCUGUAGAGUUUCACCAUCUUUCCUCCAAGGUCCAAAAGAAUGAACAGAGGACUUCCCUCCUACAGACUCUCUGUGAGCAGCUCAGACAGGAGAACAAUGAGCUUCGAAAGAAAAUGGAAGAGGAUCAUCAUAUCAGGAAUCGAGACUUGGAACAGCUGAGACAGGAGAAUCAAAAACUAAAGGAGCUUGUCACGGGAGGGGCAGCAGCAACAGGAUCGUCGGCAGCGCCAUCUGACACCGAAGCCGCAGAAGCCAAAGAGGAGCCUGUGAAGGAGGAAUCAGCCGCUGUAAGACCGAAGAUGGAGGCCACCACACCGCAGAAGAGUGGAAAAGCUUCAGAGAAAACCCCAACUAAACCUUGUGAUGUAGAGGUGUAUGAAAAGAAGAUCAAGCUUUUGGAGAAGCAGAGAAAGGAUGUACUGGAGGUGAACAAGCAGUGGGACAUUCAGUGGAACUCCAUGAAGUCACAGUUUGAACAGAAGAUCACAGACCUCAGACAACGGCUGGCUGAGUCCCAGAAAACUGUGCUUGAGCUGGAGGCAGAGCGAGAGCAGAGGCAGCGCGACUAUGACAAGAAGCUGCUGCUGGCCAAGUCCAAGAUUGAAAAUGUACAGGGGGAAAAGGAGUGCCUCAACUCGGAGACCACUGAGCUGAAGCAGAAGAUUCGCUACCUGCAGGAUCAGCUGCUGCCCCUCAGCAAACAGAGGGAGUACCAGGAGAAGGAGAUCCAACGCCUCAACAGAGCUUUGGAGGAAGCCUUAAACCUGCAUUCCCCUUCAUCCUCCCAACAACCACCUGGCCAGGGUAACUUUGCAGAUGCAGCCAAUAACCUGAAGAAACAGGAACUGCUCACUCAAAUCGCUGUACUAAAGGAACAGGUAAAGAUCUUUGAAGAAGACUUCAGAAAAGAAAGGAGUGACAGGGAGCGAAUGAAUGAGGAAAAAGAGGAUUUGAGGCGACAAGUUGAGAGACUCCAGGGUCAGAUUACUAAUUUGACAAAUCAGCUUCAUCAGGCACAAAACGAGUGUCAGAGAGAACGUACAGAGCGAUGUAAGCUGGAAAGACUGCAGAUGCAGCAUCACAAACAGGGGCAGCAGCAGGAAAGACGUACCUCAGACCCCACGUCAGGCUCAGUGAACGGCCCGCUGAGCCCUCCCUACUGUGGUCCCUUUGUGCAGGUGGGACCGCAGGGCCUUGAGGGCUGGCCCAUACACUUCCCUCCCCGGAUGCCCAAUGCAGCAGGCGCCACAGCCGCAGCCGCCGCAGCAGCACCGCCCCCUGUACGAGACUUCCAGCCUGUUACCCCGGGUUUUCCUUGGCAGUCGUCAUUCCCGCAGCCCAGAGGGGCCAGAGCAGUAGGAGAGAGUUCAAGACCACCACCAGAGAAUGCAGAUCAGUCCGCAGCAGCCGCAGCAGGAGCAGGAUUUGGAAAAAGGGAGCGACAGAACAUUGACCCUGGAAAGCACUAAAGCAUCACCGUACCCACCUAAUGGAGUCUGGGUAGUAGCAUGAAAUCAGUUUGUUUUUGAGUUGACAAGGUGUGAUUUGAUCUAUAAUUUUCCUACUGAACUGUAGAUAUCCUAUUGUAAUGUUGUUUAUACUUGCGUUUUAUAAGGCUAUUUGUGAAACACUUCGCUAUUCUGAAAAUAUACAUGAAAUAUUAUUUAGAUUUUUUUUAUCAGGAACUGAAGUCAUUUGUUAAAUAGGUUGGAAUAAUUAACAUUGUUCUUUUAUUUUCCGGAAACUAUACCCAUGUGAUUGUCUCUCUGCAAAUAUGUAACAACUUGACACUUUGUUACUUGUAGGGUUACAGGAAGCCAUUCCCCAAUAUGACUAAGACUACAUAUACUCAUUCCAACAAUGAAUGAUUAUAUAGGUACAUUGAAUCAUAGAAUUUACAAUGUGAAUGUUAAUUGAUUUAUGAAGAUUUCUUCAGUACCAUCGAUGUUAUAGAACUGUCCCAUAUGUGUAACUGUUCAAAAGUGGUUGUUGAAAUACAAAAAUUUUGGGAAAUGAAUUUUGAUGGUAUCAUACCAAAAACAUGAUUGUGAUUAUUGAUAAUUUAUUUAUAACCUGCUGUUUUGAUAGUUGCAUUGACUAAGUGUAAAUCAUUGUCUUUAGUAAUGCUGUUCUUUCUAUGUUGUUAGUGUAAUCCCAAUAUCUUGUAGCUAUUGACAUUCUAUGUUUGUACCAUACACAAUGCACAGUACAUACACAACCUUUUUUUUCUCCAUGAUGAUGGACCUAAUCUCAUUAAACACAACACUUCUACUCAA
Messenger RNA from Chelmon rostratus (copperband butterflyfish), 3010 nucleotides. RefSeq names its product TNFAIP3 interacting protein 1 (gene tnip1). Bases 152 to 2203 code for a protein of 683 amino acids. Lineage: Eukaryota; Metazoa; Chordata; Actinopteri; Chaetodontiformes; Chaetodontidae. The transcript has 18 exons. Gene Ontology annotation, biological process: cellular response to lipopolysaccharide; regulation of transcription by RNA polymerase II; negative regulation of canonical NF-kappaB signal transduction. The record is from RefSeq and is a predicted model, not a curated record.